UUCUACUCUUUUUAUUGAUAACCUAAUUUUGAUUAAUUUGUCGUAUCGUAAAAUCUCCUUUUCGCAAUAUUAUUAUAAUGGGCUUGAUGAAUUAUUUAAUAGAAUCCAAUUCAACGAACCAGCUAAGUUGGUGUGCCUUGCCGUAUUUGGCUGGUUUGUUGACCUUGAUGUCUUGGGUUCGAUGAUUGGUGAUCCUCUCCAUGAAACGAUGCAUGCCUAUUUGAUUUAUUUGGAAAGUAUUAAGAUUUGCCAAGGCAUGGGUAGAGCUAUGUUGGGAGCGAAUGAUCACCCAAUUCUGAGAUGGGAUGGAGAGAAGGUUGUUUUUGACACCCUGCAUAGAUCACCUGAGUGUAGUAUAUUAAUUAACAACAACUCAAGUGUUUGUGUAAAAUGCACUCAAUUUUCAUCCCAGGAUGAGGUUCUUUAUGAGGUUACUGAUGCUACUGAGGAAGACCCCAUUAAAGGUGUAUUUGAGGACGAGCACCGCUCCCUCAAUGAAUGGCAACUCAUGUUUUACAGUAACCAAGUAAAAAAUGCAUCUCUUCCGGCUCACCAAAGAAGAUAUCAUCCCGAUACCAUUCGCUGGGCCAUUGAGCUUUAUUCCAGGUCACCUGCCGCAUAUGACCACAUACGAACAAGCAAUGUUUUAAUAUUACCGUCUAGUAGUACCAUACGAAGAUACAGGAAUUACCUGACUCCCAAGCCCGGUCUAUGUGAAAUGGCCCUCUGCGAAAUAGAAAGAGUCAUGAAGGAACAUCGCACACUUCCUGGCUAUCUUACGCUGGAUGAAAUGAAAAUUAAAGAAAAUGUUGUCGUGCGUGAUGGUCAACUGAUAUGAUUUGUAAAAUCAAGUUUAUCCAGCCGCUGUCAAAUCGCAAGUCACAUAUUUGUAUUUUAUGUGAGGACCAUCAAACGAGAGGUGUCACUUCCUCUAGCAUGGUACCCCACUACUGUGACACCACCAGCACAGUUAGCGCUUCUCUUCUGGAGAAUUCUUUACGAAUGUGAGAGAAGAGGGCGUCACAUACAUGCUAUAGUUGCAGAUGGAAUGGCAACCAAUCGGAGAUUUUUUAAACUUGUCAGUGGA
Styela clava is the source of this 1087-nucleotide messenger RNA. NCBI's taxonomy places the organism in Eukaryota, Metazoa, Chordata, Ascidiacea, Stolidobranchia, Styelidae. The record is from RefSeq and is a predicted model, not a curated record.